Molecule: messenger RNA, 895 nt
Organism: Oryza brachyantha (malo sina)
Lineage: Eukaryota; Viridiplantae; Streptophyta; Magnoliopsida; Poales; Poaceae
Product: protein EARLY RESPONSIVE TO DEHYDRATION 15-like
Exons: 1
Coding region: 131-610 (159 amino acids)
Source: RefSeq, a predicted model, not a curated record
UUACUCCUCCCGUCCCGAGAGAAAGAACGCCACCCACCGUCCCUAUCCAUCCGUUCCCGGAUUGGCUCCCCCAUCGGUCAGCGGCCGAGAGAGCGGAGCGAAGAGCGAGCAGGUCGUGAGGGAGAUCGAGAUGGAGGUGGCGAGCGGGAAGCUGAACCCAUGGGCGGAGCCGUUCGUGCCGGCGGGCUGGUCCUACUACCGCUGCGGGGGUGCUGCGGAGGAGGCGGAGGCGGCGGCGGAGGUGGAGGACUUCUCCCCCGAGUGGUGGCGCCUCGUUGCCGCGUCCCCGACCUUCCGCGACCGCUGGCUCCGGGACUACACCGCGCUCGGCCUGCUGGACGCCGACGCCGACGAGGGGCUCCUCCUCCCCGACGACGACGACCUCUUCGCCGCUGCUGUUCUGGGAGAAGGGGAGGAGAAGGAGAGCAAGGCAGACCUGGGUUUCCGCGGCGGCGGGAGGAAGGGCGAGGUGGUUGCGUGGGGCAUCAACAAGUGGAGGCGCGCGCACUUCUCACCGCCGGAGGCGCCCAGGUACGCCGAGAAGGCGCCCAGGAGGGUCGCCGCCGGCGCCGCCAGGGUCAGCCCCCGCCCCAUCCAGCAGCCGCGCUGAGCGACCGCCGCCGCGCGCACCGAAACAAUCCAUCCAACCCAUCUUGACACAGAAGCUGAAAAAAAUUAGGCAAAAAAAAGGUUUUUUCUUCUCUCUUUUGGCUAGUAAUUUCGUCAAGAUCUGGGUUUUGGUCAGGAUCUAGUAGUAGCUGCGGGAGAUCUCCACUGCGCCGUGUUGUACAGGUCCCUGUAAAAAAUGAUGCUGUAAUAAAGAAGAUUGCAGCGAGAUUUCGCAACUGCUGCACUGUAAUUUUCUCGAUUUGGAUCCAAUUCCCCCCUUCCUGUU